Saccharomycodes ludwigii is the source of this 1782-nucleotide messenger RNA. It is a transcript of the gene PGD1, whose product is annotated as Pgd1p. Bases 1 to 1782 code for a protein of 593 amino acids. The transcript has a single exon. The record is from RefSeq and is a predicted model, not a curated record. Lineage: Eukaryota; Fungi; Ascomycota; Saccharomycetes; Saccharomycodales; Saccharomycodaceae.
AUGAGUAGUACUAUAUCGUUGUUGAAAGGGUUCGAAGUGCCAACGGACUUGACUAGUUUAGAAAGACUAAUUUUAAAAAAACAAGAGCAACAACCAGACCAACAAGAACAAUCAAAGGAUAAUACAGCCACAGAAGUGGGGAAAAACAAAUGCUAUUCUGAAAUAAUUGAGAGUUCUAUGAAAGAAUUACAAAACGAAAUAUUACCAUUACGCCUAGAGUUCAAUAUGCUAUUGCAAAGUUUAUCCCAAAUAGGUAUCGUGACAAAUAUACCCAAUAAAGAACAAUAUUUUAAAAUCAGGACAAGAUUAUUUGAUAUAAACACUAAAAUACAAUUAUUGUGCGCUAAAAUGAAAAAUUUACGUCCUAUACUCUUGUUAAUCAAGGAUCAACAGCAGUUACAAUUACAACGUGAACAAAAAAGUGGUGGCGAUACUGAAAAAAAUGAAAAUGAUGACCUAGAAUUCAGGUUUAAUACGCCCUAUGCUAUAUUAGAAACAUUACCUGAGCUGCCGCUACCAGAUCCGCCAGUGCCAUUGCCUAAAUCAUUUCAACCUAAACCGAAUGCCACUGUAAAUAACAACAAUAGCAACGUCUCCACGCCCGUUUCAAGUGCGUCAAAUAAUAAAACUGGGACUGGUAGUAAUGGUGGUAGCAGUAAUGGUACUACUAAUACUACUACCAACAGUACUAGCAAAGGCAACAGGGGUUCCCCCAACGUAAAUGUUGCUACGGCUAAAUCACCAGUCGUGGCAACUAAUACUUCCAAAGCAAAUACCAAAGGAACAAAUAGCAACCCUAACACGCCACGUAAUCAGGGCAAGAAUAAUACUACUACUACUGGAAAUGUUACAGGUGCUAAUGUGAAUACUGCUGGAAAGAAGACAUCUGCUGCAAGUAAGAAAAAUGCCAAUAUGUCUGUAAACACCAGCACUGUUGCUACUAACAACAAUGGCAUUACACCUAGUUUCCAAAACACUAUUUCUCCAAUGAACAUGAUGACACCAUCUACUAUCGCUGCUACAUCAGGGAAUGUGAUUUCUACCAGUAGAAAUAGUAAAAAGAGCAGUACUAUGGGUAAUAGUAACAACAACAACAACAACAAUACCAAUAAUAGUAGUAGCGGUGCUACUCUAUCUUCCCCGGGAAAUAUGAUGAUGAUGCUUGAUAAUAAUAAUAAUAAUAAUAAUAACAAUUAUAAUACUAUUAAUCCUAGUAUGAAUAGAGGCGAAACUGCUAAUAAUGGAAAUGGUACAAUAAUGAACAAUGGUAACAACUCCAACAAUAACAACAGCAAUAGUGGCGGUCAAUCUAUGUUAAUCAACAGUCCAGCGGAUAUAUUAUAUAAUGCGGGUGCCAUGAACGGUAUGAACACCAUGAAUAGCAAACUUUCUAACAAUAAUAUUAGCACCAGUGCCAAUAUUUCUAACAAUGGCACUAAUACUAAUAAUACUAAUAAUACUAAUAAUAAUAAUAGUACCAACAACAAUAUUACUCCUGCUAAUAUAUUAAGUGGUUUAAUGGGUAAUACAACAAUGGACACAGAUGGAAUAAUGAAUAAUAACAUUUAUCAGAAUCAAAACGGCAACACUACGAACAAAGGAGUGAGUCUAUCAAAUAACAGCAGCAAUAACACUUCAUUCAUGCCAAGUAGUAUGAUGAUGAAUAAUGGUAGCAAUAAUAAUCUUUCCAAUACUAGCACCAACAAUGUUUUUGAUGGAGGAGAUGAUUUGGUGGAUCUUAACAAUCUUGAUCUAGGUCAUAUAGAAGACUUUUUACAAUGA